CACACUCAAACCCAAGCCAACAAACUGUGUGUGACAGUCAACGCUGGCAUUACAUUUAGUUCUAUAUUCUCAACCUUAUUGUGAAUGUGGAUAGAAACAACACACGAUAAUUUCACAAAAAUAUACCAAAUAGUCGUUUUAUUUUUAUACCAAAACGGAAGAAGAGAAAGGGAUAUAGUAAAAAGAAGAAGAAGAAGAACUCAAGGCUAAGAUAAAAGAUACAAGACGGCAAAAAGGAUUUACCCCGAGCACAUACACACAAUCUCAAGAGUCCUUUAAGCAGCUGCAAGUCGACGUUAUUAUGCGAUAUUCAACCUAAUUGAAGUUUCCCCCCUAUUCAAGGAUAAAGGUAGCACAUUCAGAACGCACAUUAUACAUCUGACAGGAGUUUUCCAAUUGCGUGUCAUGGACAUUAAUCUAAGCUUGGAACAUUAUGAGGCACUUUAUAAGGCGGCCCUCGCCGCCCAGGAACACGCCCACUAUUCGCCAAAGUGUGUGAAGACAGUGGAGGAGUUGCAGCUACGUUGUCGCAUCUGCGGUUGCCUGGACGACGGCACCUUUGUGGAGUUGGACGCAGUGCAGGACUUUGAUUUCGAAUCCUCGAUAUGCAGCUAUCGUGUACUCUUCCAGCGCACCUCGCUGCAGUUUCAAUUUCACACAAUGCCCGAUCUGCCAUCGCGCAUUUGCAUCAGAUGCGGAUACAAAGCAAAGAUAUUCUAUCUGCUAACGCGACAAUUUGUGCUCGGUCAACACGCAAUGCGCUCGACAAUCACGGCAUGGUAUCACAAGAAGUACGGUGUCGAGGCGCCCGAGCAGAUCGAGGAUCGAACGCGACUGAUGAAGGAAUUGGGAAUAACAGAGACUAGUUUAAUUAAAAAACCCAAUGAGACACCAAGAAAACAAAAUUCGACAGUCAAGGAACUGAUUCAGGCUUGUGAAAUGGAUCGUAUUCCGGAGCUGACGCGUUCAGUUUCAGCUGACAAUAAUUUGGAUAUCGAAUGUACUAAGAAUCAAAGUGAUCUUGAGACAGAUUCGACAACUGCUCGCCACAAGAAUCUCCAGGGUGGUCAGAUGGCACGAUCCUCAGUAAAUCUUCUAUGCACUCCGAAAAUUCGUAGUCCAAUUGAAAAGUCUGCAAAGGAAAAUCCUAAUCGGAUUCAGAGUCCACAAACUGCAAGAGCAGAGAUGAAAAAGACUCUCAAUGGAGAUAAAUCAAAUCGAGAGAAGACUGUGAUCAUCAAGGAGUGUCUCGUGAGUCCCAGAGUGGCCAAGAUCGAGGCGCGGGGAGGGGAACGUUUGCUCAACAAACCCAAAAUUCUAGAGACUACUGCGGCAGAAGGAUCUACCAAGUCAGAGGUGCCAGCAUCGAAGGCUCAUUUACAACAAAAGCUUCAGGAACGUAGAAGACAGUGGCGUUAAUAAUAUUUUUUUAUACCAGUUAGUUUUUAGUGUUUGUCAUAUUAUUUAUGUAGUAGAAGACCGUAGUGGAAAGAGAAGCGCCAAUUGGGCAAAAACCAUUUCGAUUUGUGUCAUUUCAAAAUCUUUUAGGUAUUAGUGCAAUAAUAUAAAGCCAACACAUCUGACACAAUACAAUUACAGGAGAUUUAGGGGCAAUUUUUGGACGCACAAACACACA
This is a messenger RNA of Drosophila innubila, 1636 nucleotides long. RefSeq lists its product as uncharacterized. The record is from RefSeq and is a predicted model, not a curated record. The coding region runs from base 406 to 1419 and encodes 337 amino acids. The transcript is spliced from 4 exons. NCBI's taxonomy places the organism in Eukaryota, Metazoa, Arthropoda, Insecta, Diptera, Drosophilidae.